UCGGUUCCCGGCCAGCGUCUGGCUCGCCCUGGGUCACAUGGGAGGCGAGCUCUGCCCGCCUGCGGUUCCCGUGGCAACGCCAAUCCCCGGCCAAUCCGGGCCUCGGAAGUGCCGGCGCCCGCCUGCCCGCCCACUGUGGGCUGGAAAGGGCCGUGGAGGGCGGGCGGCGGAGGGACCGGCUGCCGACCUGGCCAUGCUUCGCGGCCUGCGGAGUCCGCUCUGGCCCCUGCUGCUGCUCCUGCUCCUGCUCCUGCUGCUGCCGCCCCCGGGCACGUGGGGACACGGCAGCCGCGCGAGGCCGAGGGAGGGGGCCGAGGAGGCGGGCUCGGCCGGGUCCUGUCCGGCCUUCCAGGGCCUGCGGGAGCGGCUGAGGGCGGCCGGCGCCCUCUGCAGACGCUACUGGGCUCUCUUCAGCUGCCGCGUGUGGCCCGACGGCUGUAGGCAGGAUGAGGAGGCGCCGGCGCGGCCCCUGGGCUGGAGCCUUCCCCUGUUGGGCCAGCAGUACCUGGAUAUCCUGACCACCUGGUACUGCAGCUUCCAGGACUGUUGUGACAGUGGGGACUGCAGGAUCAUCAAUAACUUCACAGGCCUAGAGGCGGACCUGCGCGUGCGCCUGCACGGCCAGCACCUGGCCCGGGAGCUGGUCCUGACAGCAGCCAGGGGCUACUUGGAGCUGCCCCGGCCAGACAAGGCCCUGGCUCUGUCGUUCCACGGCUGGUCUGGCACAGGCAAGAACUUCGUGGCGCGGAUGCUGGCGGAGAACCUGUACCGGGACGGGCUGAGGAGCGACUGUGUCAAGGUGUUCAUCGCCACGUUGCACUUCCCUCACCACAAGUAUGUGGACCUGUACCAGGAGCAGCUGGCAAGCCAGAUCAGGAAGACGCAGGAGCACUGCCACCAGACCCUGUUCAUUUUAGAUGAGGCUGAGAAGCUGCACCCAGGACUGCUGGAGGCCCUCAGGCCACACCUGGAACGCCAGGCCCCCGAGAACCCGAGGGCCAAGUCCCCGAGAACCAUCUUUCUUUUUCUCAGUAACCUUGGGGGCAACAUCAUCAAUGAGGUAGUCCUGAACCUGCUUAAGGCUGGGUGGUCCCGGGAAGAAAUUGGGAUGGAGCACUUGGAGCCCCAACUCCAGGCUGAGAUUGUGGAAUCCACAGACAGUGGCUUUGGACACAGCUGUCUUGUGAAGGAAAACCUGAUUGACUUCUUCAUCCCCUUCCUGCCACUGGAGUACCGUCACGUGAGGCUGUGUGCACGUGAUGCUUUCCUGAGCCAGGAGCUCCUGUAUACGGAAGAGGCACUAGAUGAAGUCGCCAAGAUGAUGGUCUCGGGAACCAAAACAAGCAGCAGACUGCAGUGGUUCCGAACACUCCUCUGGAGCCAGACUUCUCUGCUCAGCGGCUCCGCCACUUACCGCUUGCUGUUGAGACCACGGGGAAAGCUACUGGCUUCAGUUUAACCUUGGUUUCCACUUCUGUAAAAGUGAGCAUAACUGUACCCACCUCACAGGGCUGUGAGAAUUAAAUGAAUUAAUAUUUAUCAAGUACUCAGGACACAGAGCUUUAGGUGUUUUAAGAAUAAUAAAACCUAGUAAAACUGCUGUCAGUUUUGGCACCAUACUCAAAGCCCAGGCUGGGCCUUUCCCUCCAUUCUAAUUCUUGGAACCCUGCGAGUUUUGUUUUAGGUAACUAACAUUUGCAAACAUACCACGUGUCAUACUGCGUGCUAAGUGCUCUAUAGCCUAGUCGAUACCUCAUGUAAUACUUAACACUUAGGGACCAAUUUAAUCACCAUUUAAUGACUGAGAAAAUUGGGGCUCUGAGAGGUUAAAUAACUUGGGUUAAGUCACAGAGCUAGUCAAUGAAGAAGUGGGAUUCAACCCAGGCAGUCCAACUCCAAUUCCUAUGCAUUAAUGACUUAAUGCUUCUAAAAUGAUUUUCUUGGCAAAAGCCAUAGCCUCAGGUGUGGAAAGUGUAUGGAACAAUGGGAGGUUGGAAAGUGUGUGGAAACAAUGGGAGGUUCUCCUUGAAUGACUCUGAAACAAGACUUCCUAAACUAAACCAAAAAUGCAUGGGAGAAAAGGACUGAAAGUGGCGUGUAAGGAGGUGUAUAAACUGAUGCUUAACAGGGUCAGGGAAGAGAAUUUUUCCUUUUCCCCUUCUAGCGUCUUUGGCUGGCCUAAUAAUUAAACUGACAUAAGAUUAACAGGAGAAAAACAAAAGUUUAGUAAAAUGUACACAUGGGAGAGACCCAGGAAAACUAACUCCAAAAUGGCAGAACCUAUCACCUUAAAUACUGUUUUCAGCUAAAGACAAAAGCAGACAUUGGGGCUGGGAGGUCAGUUAUGGAUGGUUACCAGGAAAAGCACAGUAAACAAUUGUGAGGUUGUUAUGCAAAUUUAAGUCCUCACCUUCUCCACUGAUAAGUUUCUAGAGAUUUGGUCAUCCUCCUCUUCUUGGUAGAGCAAGGGAGACACCCUUACAAAUGGAGAUUUCCCUCACAACUGUAAAUCUCUCUUACAAAAGGGUAACUUAGUUACUCAGGUUUCGCCUGUGUCUGCAGUUUCUUAAAGAUAACCAGCUUAAAAUAACGCUUAUGCCAAAGAGGCAUAUUUUGGGGUGGCAAAUUCUGCUCCCCUACAACAGGCAUUCUAACUGGACCAUAUGUGUGCAUCGCUUGAGUAUAUCCUACUCAUCCUGAAUUAAAAUGUUACUUCUAAAAGCAAUGAGUCAUUCAUUUCUUUUUUAAUUGAAGACCAAGUCAAGCAAGACUAGAAUGUUCCCUGUGAGGUUCCACACUUACUCCAUUAAUGCUGCUUUGGCUCAAAACAUUUUUACAACUUAUUUGGAGCUGUCCUCAGAAUGAACUUUGAGAGAAUUAAGUCUCAUUUUACAGUCACCUCAUGCUGGAUGGAUGGACAGACCCAC
Messenger RNA from Balaenoptera musculus (blue whale), 2927 nucleotides. It is a transcript of the gene TOR3A, whose product is annotated as torsin family 3 member A. NCBI's taxonomy places the organism in Eukaryota, Metazoa, Chordata, Mammalia, Artiodactyla, Balaenopteridae. Gene Ontology annotation, cellular component: nuclear envelope; endoplasmic reticulum lumen. Gene Ontology annotation, molecular function: ATP hydrolysis activity; ATP binding. The transcript is spliced from 7 exons. Bases 38 to 1459 code for a protein of 473 amino acids. The record is from RefSeq and is a predicted model, not a curated record.